GGUCUCGUUGCCUGCAUGAGUGUCUGCUGCCUGCCUGCCUGACUCUGGACCGUAGUUUGCCAGCUUUCCUGCCGUCGCUCCGCAGCUGGAUGGCGUGGGACAUGUGCAACCAGGACUCUGUAUGGAGUGAUCUCGAGUGUGCUGCUCUGGUUGGCGAAGACCAGCCUCUUUGCCCAGAUCUCCCAGAACUUGACCUCUCUGAACUAGAUGUGAAUGACCUGGACGCAGACAGCUUUCUGGGGGGACUCAAGUGGUACAGUGACCAGUCAGAGAUCAUCUCCAAUCAGUACAGCAAUGAACCCGCCAAUAUAUUUGAGAAGAUAGAUGAAGAGAGCGAGGCAAACUUGCUAGCCGUUCUCACUGAAACGCUGGACAGCAUCCCUGUGGAUGAGGAUGGAUUGCCUUCAUUUGAUGCACUGACAGAUGGAGAUGUGACCAACGAAAAUGCCACUAGCCCUUCCCCAAUGCCCGACGGCACCCCUCCAACUCAGGAGGCAGAAGAGCCGUCUCUACUUAAGAAGCUCUUGCUGGCUCCAGCCAACACUCAGCUAAAUUACAAUGAAUGCAGUGGUCUCAGCACACAAAACCAUGCAAACACUAAUCACAGGAUCAGAACAAGCCCUGUGGUUGUUAAGACUGAGAAUUCAUGGAGCAAUAAAGCGAAGAGCAUUUGUCAACAGCAAAAGCCUCAAAGACGUCCGUGCUCUGAACUUCUCAAAUAUCUGACUACAAAUGAUGACCCUCCUCAGACCAAACCAGCAGAGAACAGGAACAGCAGCAAAGAGAAAUGCACCUCCAAAAGGAAGCCCCAUCUGCAGUCUCAGACAAAUCAUCUGCAAGCCAAACCAACAAGUUUAUCACUUCCAUUGACGCCCGAGUCACCAAAUGAUCCCAAGGGUUCCCCAUUUGAGAACAAGACUAUUGAACAAACCUUAAGUGUGGAACUCUCUGGAACUGCAGGCCUAACUCCACCUACGACCCCUCCUCAUAAAGCCAACCAGGAUAAUCCUUUUAGGACUUCACCUAAGACGAAGUCAUCAUGCAAGACUGUUGUACCACCUUCAAAAAAGCCCCGCUAUAGUGAGUCUUCCAGUUCUCAAGGAAAUAACCCAAUCAAGAAGGGUCCAGAACAGUCUGAGCUGUAUGCACAGCUUAGCAAGACUACAGUCCUGUCCAGUGGACAUGAGGAGAGAAAGACAAAACGGCCCAGUUUGCGGCUGUUUGGUGACCAUGACUACUGUCAAUCUGUGAAUUCAAAAUCGGAAAUACACAUUAAAAUAUCCCAGGAACUUCAGGACUCCAGACAACUAGAAUUUAAGGAUUCUUCACCUGGGUGGCAGUGUCAGAUUUGUUCUUCUUUAGAACAAGACCAGUAUUUCAAGAAAGAGACUUUACAGACAAGUAAGCAGGGAUCCCAUGGUAAUAAUAGAAAACAGCUCCAAGACCAGGAAAUUCGGGCUGAACUGAAUAAGCAUUUUGGUCACCCCAGCCAAGCUGUUUUUGAUGAAGAAGCAGAUAAGACCAGAGAACUAAGGGACAGUGAUUACAGUAAUGAACAAUUCUCCAAACUACCUAUGUUUAUAAAUUCAGGACUAGCAAUGGAUGGUCUCUUUGAUGACAGUGAAGAUGAAAGUGAUAAACUAUGCUACCCUUGGGAUGGGACACAAGCCUAUUCAUUAUUUGAUGUAUCGCCUUCUUGCUCUUCUUUUAACUCUCCAUGCAGAGAUUCAGUGUCUCCACCCAAAUCCUUAUUUUCUCAAAGAUCCCAAAGGACACGCUCUAGAUCAAGGUCCUUUCCUCAACGCAGGUCUUGUUCCCGUUCUCCAUAUUCCCGAUCGAGAUCAAGGUCGCCCUGUAGUAGAUCCUCUUCAAGAUCUUGUUGCUAUUGUGAGUCCAGCCACUGUAGACACCGAGCAUACAGAAGUUCUCCCUUAUGUGCAAGAUCGCGGUCCAGAUCACCGUACAGUCGCAGACCCAGAUAUGACAGCUAUGAGGAAUAUCAGCAUGAAAGGCUGAAGAGGGAAGAAUACCGCAAAGAGUAUGAAAAACGGGAAUCUGAAAGGGCCAAACAAAGGGAGAGACAGAGGCAGAAAGCAAUUGAAGAACGUCGUGUGAUUUAUCUGGGUAAAAUCAGACCUGACACAACUCGAACAGAACUGAGGGACCGAUUUGAAGUUUUUGGUGAAAUUGAGGAGUGCACAGUAAAUUUGCGGGAUGAUGGAGACAGCUAUGGUUUCAUCACCUACCGCUAUACUUGUGACGCCUUUGCUGCUCUUGAAAACGGAUACACUUUACGCAGGUCAAACGAACCUGACUUUGAGCUGUACUUUUGUGGACGCAAGCAAUUUUGCAAGUCUAACUAUGCAGACCUAGAUUCAAACUCAGAUGAUUUUGAUCCUGCUUCCACUAAAAGCAAGUAUGACUCCAUGGAUUUUGAUAGUUUACUUAAAGAGGCACAGCGGAGCCUGCGUAGGUAACAUGCAUCACACCUGAGGAAAAUGGAGGGAUGGCGAAUACCUCACGGACAUCACGUCCUUCAAUAAUGGACAAUUAAAAAGUCAUACUUGGGAAUUUCUCCUACUUUACACUCUC
Molecule: messenger RNA, 2592 nt
Organism: Balearica regulorum gibbericeps (East African grey crowned-crane)
Lineage: Eukaryota; Metazoa; Chordata; Aves; Gruiformes; Gruidae
Gene: PPARGC1A
Product: PPARG coactivator 1 alpha
Biological process (GO): positive regulation of transcription by RNA polymerase II
Cellular component (GO): nucleus
Molecular function (GO): RNA binding; transcription factor binding
Source: RefSeq, a predicted model, not a curated record